Molecule: messenger RNA, 2677 nt
Organism: Gryllus bimaculatus (two-spotted cricket)
Lineage: Eukaryota; Metazoa; Arthropoda; Insecta; Orthoptera; Gryllidae
Source: the annotation of a GenBank genome assembly
GCGCGCGGGACGCAGCCGAUUAGAGUGGAGCGGAGCGGCGCCGAGCGAAGCGCGGCAGAGGCGACGUCGGCGUCGGCGUCGGCGAGGGCGUGUGCAGCUGUGCGGAGUGUGCAAGGUCAAGCUUUGUCUGGCGAAGGCGACGUCGGCGAGGGCGUGUAUUGCUGAGCGGAGUGUGCGAGGUCGAGCGCGCUGGGGCGGACCGGCAGAGCCAUGGGCGAGCGCUGGGUGCACGUGGGGCCGACUGAGGACGUGGCCCCUCUGGACCGGCCGCUGGGCGACCUCCUUCUGCAGCGCCUUCGCCACCACCUCCACGCAACCCUGCAGGUGGACGGACCGACGGGUGAGACGGUGAGCGCCGCGCAGCUGCUGGAGCGCAGCAUGGCCGUGGCGGAGGAGCUGCGCAGAAGAAGCGUGGGGCCGGGUGACGUGGUCUCAGCUGCGCUCGACAACUCUCUCGAGGUCGCCUACGUGUUGCUGGGCACUCUAUACACCGGCGCCAUAUACGCGCCAUUCAACCCGGACUUGCAUGAAAGCGACGUGCGCCACCUGCUGGCCAUCCUGGCGCCGCGCGUGGUGCUGUGCGCGCCGCGGGCGGAAGGGCGCGUGCGGGCGGCGCUGGCCCCGGGGGCGGACGUGGUGCCCGUGGCGCGGGGCACCGGCGAGUGGGAGGCCUUCCUGCGACCGGCGCCCGCCGGCGGGGCGGACUUCCUGGCCGACGCCUCCGCCGACCUGGACGGCCCCGCGGUCGUCAUGUGCUCCAGCGGCACCACGGGCGCUCCGAAGGGCGUCAUGCUCUCGCACCGCAGCCUGCACUUCCUGCUCGUCCUCGGCGAGAAGUUCGAGAGCUUCCUGACAGACGAGCAACGCCGCCUGGAGCGCGGGCUGCUGGUUCUGCCCAACUUCUGGAUCUCGGGGCUGAUGGCCAGCCUCUUCAACUUCAACGGCGGCUCUCCGCUUGUGCUCCUCCCCAGGUUCGACGUGGACGUGACGCUGGCCGCGGUGCAGCGCUACCGCGUCACCGCUCUGUCGCUGUCGCCGCCGCAGAUCGCAGCCAUCGCCAAGCACCCCGACGUCGAGCAGUAUGACGUCACGUCGCUCAGGAUGGUGGGGUACGGGGGCGCCGUGCUGAGCCCGGCGCUGAGGCUGCUCGCCGAGCGGCGCCUCAACAAGACCUUCGUGCAGUUCUACGGGCAGACGGAGAGCCUCAUCUCGCUGCUGCCCGGGGCGCUCUCCAAGGAGAAGCCCACGUCUGUCAUCGAUCCCGAGACUGGGAAGGCGGUUGGUCCGAACGUCGAAGGAGAGAUCUGCCUGAAGAAUCCCAUGCUUUUCAUCGGCUACUACAAGAACCCUCAGGCGACGGCAGACAUGCUCGACAAGGACGGCUGGGUCCACACCGGCGACGUGGGCUACUUCGACGAAGACGGCUACUUCUACAUCUGCGACCGGUUCAAGGAGCUGGUCAAGUACAAAGGAGUACACAUCGCGCCGGCGGAGGUGGAGAGCGUCCUGGCCGCGCACGAGGGCGUGCGUGACGCUGCGGUGGUGGGCAUCGAGCACGACGAGGACCAGGAGCACCCGGUGGGCUUCGUCGUGAGGCAGGACGGGCACGAUGUCACCAAGGAGCAACUUCUUCAGUUGCUGAAAGAUGAGCUGCCGGUGUACAAGCAGCUGCACGGGGGCGUGCACUUCGUGGACGAGAUCCCGCGCACGGCCUCUGGCAAAAUCAAGCGCCGCGAGCUGCGCCAGCUGGCGAGGGCGCUGCGCGAACAAAAGAGCUGCGCGGGCGGCGAAGGAGAGCACAACGUGGGGGCUCACCGCGGGAGUGAGCGGUUAAACACCCCAGCGCACCAGAGCACACAUUCAACGCGAUAGCAGCGAGAUCGGAAGUAUCUCUUCGACCCGAGACAAACGUGAGAACUCUGUGAUGGACAAACUUUGACGAACGUUGAGAACUCUUCGUACAAUGUGGAGAUACUCUUUUAAUUAUACCAUCUUGAAUUACUUUUAAUUUGUUGUACAUAUUUUUUGUCUUCCGUACUGAUGGGCCGCGGCCCGGGCGGGAAGACAUGAAGAAUAUUGACUCCAGCCGUGAAAGCCUUCAAGUCGUACAUAUUGCAAACUUUGAUAAUAUUUUAUUCUUAUUUAGUAUGCUAAGAAUUCAAACUGACAUUUUAUUGCGUGUAAAGUUGUUGUUGCAUGAUUUAAAGUGUAAUUUUGGUAGAUAUUAAUGUAUUUUCAACUGAAUGUUUUAAUAAUGCUUAAUCUGAUAUUGUCACUGAUAUUUUAUGUCUUUUGUAAUGCUGUAGUAAUUUAAUUGCAUUAUUUGUUUUGCAUCUCAUUAUAUUCCCGUAUUAUAACUAUCAUGUACAUAAUAUACACGUAACAAUGUUUAUUUUAAUUAGUUUUUUUCAAACGUUCUGAAAUAUUCAUGUAAUUUAUUUUUAUGUAAAUGUAAUAGUGUCUAAAAUACGACUCCACAGAGCGUAAAAAUUUUUCAGUCCAACAACUGUUACAAUAUGGAUGAAAAAAUUGGAAGUUAUUACAAUUUUAAUACUCUCUCUGAUUGCUGUGACCAUAAUUAGAAUUUUUUUGUAAUUUUUCCUUACCAUUGGCAGCGGUAAAAGUAUUUAUGGGUGAUAGUAUUAAUAAAUGCACCCAAGACUGCAAUAAAACGAAU